This is a messenger RNA of Zingiber officinale, 966 nucleotides long. RefSeq lists its product as uncharacterized. The record is from RefSeq and is a predicted model, not a curated record. NCBI's taxonomy places the organism in Eukaryota, Viridiplantae, Streptophyta, Magnoliopsida, Zingiberales, Zingiberaceae. The transcript has a single exon. Bases 1 to 966 code for a protein of 321 amino acids.
AUGUCAAACGACGACAAUCUAGCUAGAAGCAAUAGGAUCUGUCAAUUCUUACGUGAUGAACUGACGGAUGAUGCUGAUGAAAGAUUCAUGCUAAUGCUUAUGCAACAACACCAAAUGUUGAUGGAAGUAGGAAUGAGUUAUUUAGCGGGCAGAACACAUACGAGAACAUAUUUGGAUCGGGAGCGUGAAGUCGGACAUGCUCGUCUUUUCAAUGAUUACUUCUCUGAUCAACCAGUUUAUACUGAUGAAAUGUUUCGACGAAGAUUUCGAAUGCGAAGAGAGUUAUUUUUGGGCAUUGUCGAAAAAUUACAAAAUCAUUCAGAGUAUUUUCAAUGGAGAAUUGAUGCAACAGGAAGGAUGGGCUUGUCACCACUUCAAAAAUGCACGGCAGUUCUCCGUCAAUUGGCAUAUGGAGCCCCUGCCGACCAAUCUGAUGAAUAUCUAAGGCUUGCUGAAACCACUGCUAUUGACUGUUUGAUCAACUUCUGCAAAUGUGUAUAUGAAGUAUUUGGGGAUCAAUACUUGAGAAGACCAACUGCAGCUGACACCCAACAUUUACUUGAAAUGCAUGAGCGAAGGCAUGGUUUCCCUGGCAUGUUGGGUAGCCUUGAUUGUAUGCAUUGGGAAUGGAAAAAUUGUCCCAUCGCUUGGAGAGGUCAGUUUACUCGAGGCGAUCAUGGACACCCAACAAUUGUGCUUGAAGCAGUCGCAUCUGCUGACUUAUGGAUAUGGCAUGCUUUUUUUGGAGCUGCGGGAUCACGUAAUGAUAUAAAUGUGCUUUACGAAUCACCUCUAUUCAACAAAGUUUUGGAAGGAGGUGCACCAGAGGUUUAUUUUACAAUAAAUGGCACGACAUAUACUAAAGGAUAUUAUCUAACAGAUGGGAUUUACCCAACUUGGGCUACCUUCGUCAAGAGUUUUCCAUGUCCCGAGGAUCCAAAGAGAAAAAAGUUCAAGGAAAGAUAA